AUGAGUUGCAUAUGCAGGGGAACUAGCAUGCUGUCCACAAACAAUGCUUGGAGAAUCCCCCUCGGCCUGUUUUUUAUCGUCCCUAGUAUUGUUAUGGCUGUGAUCUGGUUUAUUCCUGAGUUGCGCUCUGGAGUUUUAACCGCAAGCGAAAUCGAUGACGAAUUUUCAGCCCUCCAGGCCGCUAUAGCCUUAGACCCAGGACAAAGCUCAUACUGGGAGAUCUUUCAAGGUGUGAAUCGAACUCGAACUGCUAUCAUUGUGGUCAUGAACUUCUUUCAACAGGCCAGCGGUCAAUCUUUUGUAUCGUCGUACGGUGCCGUAUUUGUUCGCAGUAUUGGGAGUGUUAACCCAUUCAAUAUGACGGUAAUUAAUGCGUCUGUCAAUCUGUUCAUGUGCGGAGUGUCCUUGGUUCUUAACGACAGAAUCGGAAGACGGUAA
Molecule: messenger RNA, 438 nt
Organism: Colletotrichum gloeosporioides
Lineage: Eukaryota; Fungi; Ascomycota; Sordariomycetes; Glomerellales; Glomerellaceae
Exons: 2
Coding region: 1-438 (145 amino acids)
Biological process (GO): transmembrane transport; carbohydrate transport
Cellular component (GO): membrane
Molecular function (GO): carbohydrate:proton symporter activity
Source: RefSeq, a predicted model, not a curated record